AUGGCAGUCCACGACGCUCUGCCUUUGUCUGGUAUUCACGUGCUGGAGCUGUCCAUCGCCAUUGCCGCACCAUCAGCGGGUCAGGUACUGGGUGACUACGGCGCCGAUGUAAUCAAGGUGGAACCUCCGGGCGGCGACACCCAGCGACACAUGGUCAGCGGGCUUGGAAAGUCCAGUGUGGAUCCGUACCAGCACUCAGCGCAUUUCUACGCGGUCAACCGCGGCAAGAGAUCCAUAAUCUUGAACCUGAAGACCAAGGCUGGGCUGCUUGCCCUGCACGCGCUGCUGGAGAAAUCGGACGUCUUCAUCUCCAACUAUCGAUACGAGUCGCUGCAGAAGUUGGGCCUGGAUUCAGAGAGCUUGCAGGCUCGACACCCCCGGCUUGUCAUUUGCCCGAUGACUGGAUGGGGUUUUGAUGGCCCUGCAGCCAAUCAGCCUGUGUAUGAUGUCUCUGGAUUCUGGGCCCGGUCUGGUGCUGCCGCUUCACACACUGACGCCGAGGGCUACCCGGCCGUGCUGGCCCCGGGGUUUGGCGACAUGGCAACUGGCCUUGCUGCGGUGGGAGGCAUCUGUGCUGCCCUUUUGGCAAGGGAGAAGACGGGCAAGGGCAUGGCACUAAGUACCAGCCUGCUGCGCACGGGUGUGCACUGCAACUCCUGGGCGCUGAGUUCGUACUUCGCGUUCGGCCGCGUGAUCAAGUGGGGGCGCCGCGAUGGCACUGGCAAUCCUCUGGCUACAGUGUACCGCUGCAAGGAUGGCAAAGCUUUCUGGCUAACUGGCUUUGAGGCUGACCGGCAUUGGCCAAACACUGCCCGCGCCGUGGGCCAGUCCGGCUGGCUUCAGGACCAGCGCUUCUCGACGGCCAAGGCGAGACGAGCAAACCAGGGACAGCUCGUGGCAGAGUUGGACCGGGUCUUCGCCACCAAGACGCGGGACGAGUGGGCCGUGUUGUUCGACGCCGAAGGGGUGUGGUGGGCUCCCGUCUUGACUGCAGCAGAAGUGGCUGCCGACCCUCAGGCGCUUGCAGCGGGAUCCUUCAUUGAGACUCCGCUCUCAUCGAAGGCAAAGGCGGCAGGGAGGACAAAGGUUACGAUGGCGGCCUCGCCUGUUGAUUUCCUGAAUGCGCCGAAGACGGGGCCGAGACGCCCUACCCCUGAGCUUGGGGAACAGACGGAGGAGAUCAUCAACGAACUGAGUCUGGACGACGUGACUCGCGCAGAACUUUUGGCUGAAGUGCCGCUGGUCACGAGCUGUACAGCUGUACAAAGCGCCAUUCUGUUGAAGGUCACCCACACAACUUCACCCCUCUGCGACCUGUCCGGACUGGCAGUGCGGGAUGUGGCGUGGGAGUCACGCUUCGACCUCAUGGAGAGACGGAUAGAGCCCAGAUAUGCUGCCGAACCUGUGGGAACUCCACGCCGAGAGCUCCAGGACGGACUUGUGCGUGGCAUUCGUGUGCGCCCGGUCCAAAAUCCCUUCGUGAGGUUGAAGCCUGCCAUGAAGUAUCGCCUGAACACUUGGCAGUCUCGGAAUUGGAAGGAAUGGUCGCCCAACCUUUGCAACGUCCGUGGAAGUCGGCGAAGGUAUCGGGUUCCACAGGACAUUGCGCCCUACAAAGAUGAGCUGGGUGAGUGGCAUCCCCCGCGCGUGUCUGGCAGAUACAAGGCUGAUAUUGAGAAGCAGUACUACCUCAACAGCCUUCCCUGGGUGUGGGCAAAUGACUACUACCAGGGGAAGCUGCACUACAUGGAUAGAGAACCUCACGGCUUGAAGCGCUGGUACCGAAAGGAGUACCGGAAGGCCCAAGUUCUUGAGGCCCUGAAGCGCGCCGAUGAGAUGAUCGAAGACUACCGCAAGGAGAGAAGACAGGGAAAGCGCCUGUCCUGGGUUGAGACCAUCGUGAAAGAGUUUGCGGGCGACCAGUUGGCCGCCCCGUACGUUCGGUCACAGAAGAAGCCGAAGAUGUGA
Molecule: messenger RNA, 1968 nt
Organism: Symbiodinium natans
Lineage: Eukaryota; Dinophyceae; Suessiales; Symbiodiniaceae
Source: the annotation of a GenBank genome assembly